UAUAUAAGGCACACACAAACAAACUCUGUCUCUCUCAUUGUUUUGUUUUGUCUUUCCCUUUGGUUGUGCAAAGAUGCCCAGUCUGUUCUCCAAACACCUCCACCUCUGUUUCUUCAAGCCCAAAUAUCCCACCAUUCUCUGCCAACACAGCCACCACACCCCUCCACCUUCUUCUGCCGACAACUCCGACGCCACCUCAUCCACCUCCACAGAACCAGACUUCGCCUCCAUCUUCGCUUCGCAGCGCUUCUUCUUCUCCUCCCCGGGCACCUCCAACUCCAUCGUCGAGUCCCCCGACACGCGCACCUUCGUCGUCCCCACCGGUGGCGGUGUCGGAGUCCCCAAGUACUCCCUCAACCCCUACGUCGAUUUUCUCCGCUCAAUGCAAGAAAUGAUACGUUCGCGCCAAGUCUUGGACAUCACUAAAGACUCCGAAUAUCUCCACGAACUUCUCCUUUGCUACCUCGCUCUCAACCCCACGCACACUCACAAACAUAUCCUUCGCGCUUUCACCGACCUCGUCCUCGAACUCUUGUCCUCCACGACCCCGUGCCGGACGACACACAACCACAACAGCCACCGACGCCACCGUAGUCUCUCUGGAAGGUUGCUGUAAAAAACAACAACAUUAACUUAUUAACACGAGGUUCGUUUCAAGUAAUUUUAUUUUUUAAACAUGUGUUGGUCCACGCAUGAAAAACAUUUAUGGGAAGAUAUCGAUCUCUUAAAUGGAUUUAAAAGUUAGUCAUUGGCUCUCAGACCAAGAGAUACCCUGGGUUCAAAAAAAUAUUUGCGGUUGUAUGAUCCGCUUUAUGGGAUUAUUUUUGUAACUUUGGUAAUAGUGGGAGCAAGGCGAUGUUUGUAUUUUGAUGAUCAAAAAGACAAAGUUAGCGAAACCAAGGAAGGAUGGAUGCUGUUUCAUUAUAAUAUAGAGUACUCAUAAUAGUGCUGCUGCUUUGUAAUGUAAAAUAACUAAACUACAACUACUCUCUCUGGGUUCUCUUUAAUUAUUUGUUUUUUUUUAAAGAAAAAAAAAGGGUGCUGUAAUUUGUUGGAAUUAUUGUGUGACGUUGGUGAUGGGGAUA
Molecule: messenger RNA, 1085 nt
Organism: Glycine soja
Lineage: Eukaryota; Viridiplantae; Streptophyta; Magnoliopsida; Fabales; Fabaceae
Product: transcription repressor OFP12-like
Exons: 1
Coding region: 74-616 (180 amino acids)
Biological process (GO): negative regulation of DNA-templated transcription
Source: RefSeq, a predicted model, not a curated record